Messenger RNA from Nothoprocta perdicaria, 2388 nucleotides. RefSeq names its product zinc finger DHHC-type containing 9 (gene ZDHHC9). Bases 3 to 1148 code for a protein of 381 amino acids. The transcript is spliced from 9 exons. Gene Ontology annotation, cellular component: Golgi apparatus; endoplasmic reticulum. Gene Ontology annotation, molecular function: protein-cysteine S-palmitoyltransferase activity. Gene Ontology annotation, biological process: peptidyl-L-cysteine S-palmitoylation; protein targeting to membrane. Lineage: Eukaryota; Metazoa; Chordata; Aves; Tinamiformes; Tinamidae. The record is from RefSeq and is a predicted model, not a curated record.
UGAUGGUGGCGAGGAAGAAGGUGGUGCGGAAAUGGGAGAAGCUGCCGGGCAGGAACACGUUCUGCUGCGACGGGCGCAUCAUGAUGGCCCGACAGAAGGGCAUCUUCUACCUGACGCUCUUCCUCAUCCUCGGCACCUGCGCGCUCUUCUUCGCCUUCGAGUGUCGGUACCUGGCAGUCCAACUGUCUCCAGCCAUCCCUGUGUUUGCAGCAGUUCUCUUUCUGUUUGCCAUGGCCACGCUCCUGCGAACGAGCUUCAGUGAUCCCGGCGUGAUCCCAAGAGCCCUGCCYGACGAAGCAGCCUUCAUCGAAAUGGAGAUCGAGGCCACCAAUGGGACUGUGCCCCAGGGUCAGCGCCCGCCUCCCCGGAUCAAAAACUUCCAAAUCAACAACCAGAUAGUGAAGCUGAAGUAUUGCUACACGUGCAAGAUCUUCCGUCCGCCCCGUGCCUCUCACUGCAGCAUCUGUGACAAUUGUGUGGAGCGCUUCGACCAUCACUGUCCCUGGGUGGGCAACUGCGUGGGGAAGAGGAACUACCGCUAUUUCUACCUCUUCAUCCUCUCGCUCUCACUCCUCACCAUCUACAUCUUCACCUUCAACAUAGUCUAUGUGGCACUGAAAUCUCUGAAGAUUGGGUUCCUGAACACGUUGAAAGAAACCCCAGGGACUGUCCUGGAGGUGCUCAUCUGCUUCUUCACCCUGUGGUCAGUGGUGGGGUUAACUGGAUUCCACACCUUCCUGGUGGCGCUGAACCAGACAACCAAUGAAGAUAUUAAGGGGUCAUGGACUGGGAAGAACCGUGUGCARAAUCCCUACAGCCAUGGCAACAUAGUGAAGAACUGCUGCGAGGUCCUGUGUGGGCCUCUGCCCCCCAGCGUCUUAGACAGACGGGGCAUCCUGCAGCAAGAGGAGAGCGCGGCCCAGGAGGAGACGUGUGCGCGGGGGCCUGGGGCUCAGGAGACCACCGCUGCUCAGGGCCCCUGUGGGCAGCCAGAAGAGAGCAGUGCUCAGCAGAGCGACAGCAGCCUUCCUCAUCCGAGUGCUGUCCCUGUGCCAUCCCUGAGCAAUACUGAGAUGCCAGAGGAGAAGCAGCUGCCGGCUGGAGAGCUCCCAAUCCCCUCCCAGGACACUGGGCAAGCAGAGCACUAGCCUCUGUUUGAAAGGGAGAACUUUCUCGUUUUGUCUAAUCAAAGCUGGAAGUGAUUGAGGAGAGGAGGAGAUGGGCUGGAUGGCAGGCAAGCGAUUCCUCAUGGCCAUUUUGCUUUAGUCGUUGUUCACCUCAAUGUGCAGGCAGUGCRGGCUGGCACUGGCCCUCCGUGGUGUCAAAGGAUAAAGUGUGUGAGUAGCCCGUGUUGAUCAUUUUGGGGCGCUCACCACCACUGAAGCUGGUCUCCCUGCAGGUCGAGGCAGGACCUCUUGCUCUGCAGGUUGUCCUCAGUGCUAAAAAACCAGCUCGGUGGCCUGCUCUGUCCCUCCGUGUGGCCCCAGCUCUCUGAUCAGAUGACUUGUGGCUGAGCAGCUCGGAAGCGACAGCGAGGUUGGCCUGCUCCCUGCUGCUGAGGAAUCCUGAUGGGAAGGGGCAAGCGAUUAUGAUAGUAAUGUCCUCUCUCCCCUCCUCCCUCCUUCCUCUGAUUUGUGGCAUUGUUUUAUUGGUUAACGUGGCAGGGGUUGUCAGGAGACCUUUUUGGUGCCAAAAGGGGCCAAACUGACCGGGAAGGUGUUCUGCUGACAACRCUUUUUUUAAAGUAGCUUCCUUCUCAUACUCCCUCUUUUAAUGUGACUUUAGCGGGUGCGAGAGCGGUCAUGGCGUGAGCCCUCCCAUCUUUUCUCUGGGGUUUGUGAGUAGCGGGGGGUCUCGGGGCAAGGUGGGGAGCAGCCCAGCUUCCUGCUGCUUGACUCUGGCCUGUCCCAGGAGGGUUGUGCAAGAGCUGUAUUGAGCAGGACUGGGGGUCUGCCCAUGCCGCUGGCUYUCUCAGUGGGGCAGAGUUCAUACCUGAAUCCUCUCUAGCUUUUGCCAGCUCUUUUGGGACUAUAUAUUUGUCUUAGGGGACUGCAGAUGUUCAAUAUCAGCCACCUGCAGCUCCUCGGAAGAGAAGGGAGGUGCUGGGCCUGAGCAAUGGUGGUGCUUUCAUUCGUUUUCUCCUCYGUUCGCUGUCUCGAAAGAGGAGGCUCCCAUUGGAGCCCUGCGUCCCUCGCUCCUCAUCCCCAGCUCCUUGCAGUGUUGGCCUGCGCCUUGCCAGGCAGCGGGUGAGGUGACGUGGGGAUUGGUGCUGUCCUCUGCCCGUGCCUCCAGAGGCGCUGAGGACUCGCCUCUCGGGCGAGCGAGGUUGGCCGCCGCUUCCCACCCAGCCUGGCCCUGCUCCUGGCCUCAGCUGCUCCCCUCUUGGCU